Messenger RNA from Mya arenaria, 831 nucleotides. RefSeq names its product CUB and sushi domain-containing protein 1-like. The record is from RefSeq and is a predicted model, not a curated record. NCBI's taxonomy places the organism in Eukaryota, Metazoa, Mollusca, Bivalvia, Myida, Myidae. The transcript is spliced from 3 exons. Bases 22 to 831 code for a protein of 269 amino acids.
AUCGGCUUCUGCAAAGGAAGAAUGAAGCUAAAAAGAGGAUAUCUCCUGUCGUUCAUUUCGUUGUUUGGAAAUUGUUUUUGUGCCGGGAAUUUCGAAGGACGAAAUGUUGCAUUGGGAAAAAAGCCAGGUCAAGGUCCACGUUCCAGUGCCAAUGGAGAAGCUCAAUUGACUGUAGAUGGUAACAUCAGUACCGCAGCUGGAGCGUGUGCACACACCCAGGCAAACACACCUUACAGACGACCUUGGUGGCGGUUAAACUUUGACCAGUCUCGAUGGAUCUCUGGAAUUAAAAUUUUCAACAUAAAACCAAAAUGGACGAUAAUUCGACCUAAUUGCAUAAAAGGAUUUUCGUUAGCGAGAGGUGUAAAUCGUACAUGCCAAAAAGAUGGACAAUUCAGUGGGGGGAAUCCCCAGUGCACGGUUGUCACUUGUUCGCCGUUUGGGAAACUUGAAAAUGGAACUCUGCAUUACACCGACGAACAAAAUAUGAACCAGUAUGUUGACGAAAACAAGCACCACACAUUCGGAGUGAAAGUGAGAGCAUCAUGUGAUUCUGGUUUUCAACUAGUGAAUGGAUCGAAAGAGCAAAUAUGUUUGGAAGAUGGGACCUGGGAUGGAGUAAAACCAGUAUGUGGUAAAAUAAGAUGCAACGACACAAGCCUUCUCAGUUUACGAUUUCAACAAAGUUCUUCAGUGUUUUCCUUUUUGGAGCAAGGAACUGCUUCGUACAACAGUAGUAAAUUUUAUCACAUGAAUGGCAGCUUGUCAUUCAUUUGCCGUGCGAAUGGAAGCCUUUCAUGGGAAUCUCAGCCACAAGAACUUGGUAAUUAA